CAACGGAUAAGGAAAAGUGGAGAAGCUCCCUCGACGGCAUCGGUUUGAGGUUAUCUUCUUCUCGUCGUUACUGCUGUUAGAAGUGAGCCAACAACUCUGUGUGAUGAGCUGUUUAACACCGUCGCGACUCGUUGAAUCAACCUGCGUGAUCGAUGAGAGUCUGAAUUCCACAUCAACGAAUGAAAAGUCAGCAACUUGCUUGCUGCAACUGACUGUCGAGGAACCAAAAUCUAACGAAGAAAGUGAAAUGAAGACAAAGAAAUUCGUUCUGGACCUUCCUCCGGCAACUUUGAACACUCUUUUGGACGGUCUUACCAGAAUACGAGAACAACUAUCAACCGUUGCCCGAAAAUGAUUGUACAUAUACAUAUAGAACAUGACUGUUUUGUUAAGAUCUAUAAAUAAUGGUAAAAAAAUAUUGUAAGUCGAGA
Diprion similis is the source of this 431-nucleotide messenger RNA. RefSeq names its product COMM domain-containing protein 9-like. Bases 104 to 355 code for a protein of 83 amino acids. NCBI's taxonomy places the organism in Eukaryota, Metazoa, Arthropoda, Insecta, Hymenoptera, Diprionidae. The record is from RefSeq and is a predicted model, not a curated record. The transcript is spliced from 2 exons.